GAAGAUGUCACAAUAUCCAAAGGCCCCACUUCCAUCCCUUUUACCCAUUCGUCAUAUUACUCACGCCUAUUGGUUCCGGGGAUAUGAAGUAAAGGGAGAAUAACAGGUUCACAGGGGAGCCAAAGGCUUAGGUAGCUGUAGGCCCUCCAAAGUCUAGGGACUACUCCAUUUAUACAUGAUGGCAAGGCUAGAAGGCUGAGAGAGACACAGCCAGCGAAGGUUGGAAGUGAUUGAAACCAGACAGGCUAUCCUUUGACUUCUUUUAACAUUUCCAUCUCCUCUCUUUCCAUAUAUACCUCUGCAAUCUCUCUCUCGAAGGUGUCUCCUUUCGAGAGCUUAUCACAAGCCAGAAGGCAAAAAGGGGGAGUGGAGGAAUUAACCACAGGGCUUAGCAUCUGAGAGUCAUGGGGAGGGCUCCAUGCUGUGACAAAGCCAAUGUGAAGAAAGGACCUUGGUCUCCAGAGGAAGAUAGACAGCUAAAGGAGUAUAUUGAGAAGUAUGGCACUGGUGGAAAUUGGAUUGCUCUUCCUCACAAAGCCGGUUUGAACAGAUGUGGCAAGAGCUGCAGGCUGAGAUGGCUCAACUAUCUGAGACCCAACAUUAAGCAUGGGGAUUUCACUGAUGAUGAAGACAGGACAAUCUGCAACCUUUAUGCUACCAUUGGAAGCAGGUGGUCCAUCAUCGCUUCUCAGCUGCCAGGAAGGACAGACAAUGAUAUCAAGAACUACUGGAACACCAAACUGAAGAAGAAGCUUUUGGGGUUUCCACCAUCCCAAAGAAAAACCCAACAACAGCUGCAGAAGCAGCAGCACCAGCAGCAUCUCUUCCCAUAUCCUCUUGAGAUCUGCAGGACUGGUUCGUUCUCAUCACCACCAAGCCUUGAAGGCGUACAAAACUCCCAAUAUCUCCUGAACCCUAUGGCGGCCACCACUUUCUCCUCCACUCUCCCACAAGGUUCGAUGCAUCAAUCUCAAGUCAAGGACAGUAGCAGCCUCCUCAUGUUUGGGAGUGAGCACAGCUGCAGCUCCUCUGAUGGGAGUUGCACUCAGAUCAGCUAUGGGAGCAAUGUUGUUGUUGACUAUGAGCUUUGUAAUGGUGGGCAACAGAUGCGAUCUCUUGAGAGCUUUCUCUAUGAAGAAACCCAGAAACUAUUACUGGGUGAUGGUGAGGCCUCGUUGGAGUACAAUAUUGAGGAGAUUAAGCCAUUGGUUGGUCCAAACAAUUGGUGCAACAGCCUCUUUGGGGAUGAUUUAAGCAGUGCAACAACUAAGGACAUCAGCUUCAAAACCACGGGCAAGGCCAUGUACUACUACUGACUGCUGUAAUUAUUAUAAGAAUAUUUAUCUUUGGAGGUAAGGCUGUGUGUUGUGGUGAAAGACUUUGACAGUACAUAGGCUAAAGUGAGUGUUGGCUUUUCUUGUAUGCAUUUCUCCUUUGUGACAUGAUGUUUGUGUGUGUGAGGGUGGUGAAAUCCCCUUUGGGCUCAGCAUUCAAGAAUAUCAUAUGCCUUGCAGCGUUUCAGCGAUGGCAGUGUGGUUGUAUCUCUGAGGUCAUCAUUGUGAGAUUCAAAACCGAACACUCAUGUCUCUCCCUUUUCUCCUUUUCUCCAUCUUU
Messenger RNA from Elaeis guineensis (African oil palm), 1614 nucleotides. RefSeq lists its product as uncharacterized. The record is from RefSeq and is a predicted model, not a curated record. NCBI's taxonomy places the organism in Eukaryota, Viridiplantae, Streptophyta, Magnoliopsida, Arecales, Arecaceae.